AUGGAUGAUGUGACAAUUGAAGAUGAAGUGGAUUCAAAUUCACCAAUUUUCUCUCAAUCACAGGGAAAAACUAAUUUCUUUGAAAAGUCAUUUUUCGACAAAAUAAUUACUUAUCAAUGGAUUAUUUUCGUUGUUUUACUUAUUGCAAUUGUGAUUUAUUAUAAAAAACGAAAUUCUCCAAGAGAAAAUCGUUUAUCCACAGAACAAACAAUAAAUCAAUAUGAACAGAUGGAAAAAGUGCGACAACAACAACAGAAACGAUAUGAACAAGAAGCUCAACGUCGUUUAGCAGAAAAACAAGCGAAACUCGAAGCAAUGAAAUCGACAACAGAUGAAAAUCCAACUCGAUUGAAAUAUCGUUCAUCAGAUCAUAAUCCAUUAACAGGACAAUCAAAUCGUUCUAAUGGAGAUUCAUGUGCAUGGCGACCUUCUUCUUCUCGACGAAGACCUCAAGCAGUUUAUCGCGAAAGAUCUCUUCAUAAUGCUACAUAUUAUUACAUAGUUUCAUUAUCUUUAGCUGAUUUAUGUGUUGGAAUUCUUAUUUGGCAUAUUACUGAUGUUGGUGCAUCAACUGCAUCGAUUUUAGCAUUAUGUGUUAUUUCAAUUGAUCGUUAUAAAGGAAUUCGAUCUCCAAUAACAUAUUCUCAAUCAUUUUUACGAAAACAUUCGUCAAUUGUCAUUGGUUCAAUUUGGUUUUGUUCGGGAUUUCUUUCGGUUCCGUUUGUUCUUUUUCUCGGAGAAAAAAAUUCAAGUAAAAUUCAACGAUGCGAAUUUCCAUCUGAUCCAAUCUUUGUUUUAAUCUCUUCAUUGAUUUCAUUUUAUAUUCCAUUGAUCAUCAUGGUGUUUGUUUAUGGGAAAAUUUUAAUUUUUUCUCGAAAACAAAUUCAAGCAUUUCGUCAAGGUUAUAAACAAACGAAAAGUCUUCAGGAAAUGUCUUCAACACCUUUCUUUCUUCCAUCAAUUCGUUUAAAAAAAUUUUCACGAAGAAAAUCUUCAACUGAACAACAACAAAUUACAUUAAGAAUUCAUAAAGGAAAAUAUAAUCAAUCAUCUCCAGAUAAUUCACCAUUAGAUCAUCGUUCAUCGUCUUUAUCAUUGAUUUUUCUACAAAGAUUAAGAAAUAUUCGUCGAACACGAAGUUGGUCAAGAUUUUCUCAUGAACAUAAAGCAGCGAAAGUUUUACGAAUUGUUAUGGGAGCAUUUAUUGCAUGUUGGUUACCAUUCUUUCUUUUUCAUUCACUUACUUCGAUUUUUCAUUUACAAAUUUCAUCACAAUUUCAACAAGAACUUUUUCGUUUAUUUACUUAUCUUGGUUAUACAAAUUCAGCUUUGAAUUUCUUUGUUUAUGCUUUAACAUCAAAAGAAUUUCGUUUAGCUUUUAUUAAACUUCUUUGUCCUCGACAUUAUGUUCAAAGAACUUUAUUUAAACAUUAUUAUCAUCAUCAACAAAGACAAUUACAAAAUAUUUAA
Messenger RNA from Adineta ricciae, 1470 nucleotides. The record is from the annotation of a GenBank genome assembly. NCBI's taxonomy places the organism in Eukaryota, Metazoa, Rotifera, Eurotatoria, Adinetida, Adinetidae.